UGAGAGGUUGAGAGCGUUGUGAAAUGCUGUGUUGAGUUGCUGAUGAUCGCCCCGUGGUUUUCCCUAAAAUUAUCUGUUUUUGUGUGAUAAGAGUUGAAUUCUGAAGUUAGAAAAUGAUCAAGGGACAUCGUCAAAGAUACUACUACGAUGAAAGCAUUCAUUCCUCCAAACUAGCCUUGCCUGAAUAUUACCGGGAAGAUAGAGCUGAUUUCGGGUGUCUAACGAAAUGCCUGGAUGAUAUGUCCAAUACUGAAACUGAGUUAGAGCAACUGGAGGCACUAAAUGAGUUCCUGGAUGAUUUUACAAAAGCCGUCCACAAGUCUUCGUGUAAAAGGAUAGUCUACAGAUUUGUAUUCGACCUGCGAGCUGACACAUACGACGUCGAUGCUCAUUAUUUGAUGGGAGAACUGCUAAAGAGUCUGAUGAAGAAAGAUGAGGAGACGCUAAAGGAAUCCGUAAGUGCAGCAAUAGAAGCCACUGUAUCCAUUUAUCCUGAAAAGUAUGACACUUUGGAGGCCCGAAAUAUGCUGGCGAGGAAGAUGAGAGGAUUCCUUGAUGAUUUCGAGAUUACUAAGGACGGAUUAGGGAGGAAAUGGAAAGAAGUUCUCAUAAUCUUGACAAAUUUUCUUGAAGAAGCCAGAAAUUUGCCAGAAAUUACAAACGACGAACUGGUGUAUAAGUUCGUCUUCAACACAAUAUCAAGCUUAUCAUAUUUUCUCCAUCGAUUCGAGGAUAACAUCAAUGUGGACACGUGCCAAGUACAACUGGAGUUACUCUUGGUCAAUGUCUCUCACUAUUUGGCUGUGGAAAAUCUCGAUAGGGAAUUUCGAGAAGUCUGUGGAGUAACUGUGAUCUUAGUGCGGAAGGCACUGGGUAAACUGAUAGAGCUUUUCAACUGCAUCGAGAGAAACCCAGCGGAAUUCUCAGACAAAGUCCUUUUCAAUUUUAUACAAGGAACUUUCUGGAACCACUCCGAAAAAAUAUUGAUUGAAAGAAAGAAUAAGUGCAGAAUUCUUAGAAUUAGUGCGACUGUUCUUGAAAACUUGUACGAUGAUUUUUGGGGUGAUUCGGAAAAAUCUUACUCUGUCAUGCACCAAAUCAUCGAAAUAACGAAGAUUAUCAAAGAUGAUUUGAGUGAUAUUCACGAUUGGAGUAGAGACGAAGUCCAAGAUUUGCUGAAAGUUUUUCAAAUAAGCUUCAAGUUGGCGAAAGGUGAUUUAUCGCAAUUCUACCUGAAAACUCCAGUGGGAAAUAUUCUACAUUUUUGUAUGAAGCAAAAGAGAGAAGAAUUCAGAGAUGUCGAGGCAGAGUUUUAUGCUUAUGCCCAGGUAGAAGAAUGCUCAGCGAAAACUCGUGGAUAUCUUAUCUCGGUUUUCUGUGAAGUUUAUUCAUCUUCAUGUGCUUUGCAACAAUUUCCAACGGCGAUAUCUCUUCUCGAACAGGACUUCCAAUCAACAAAGGUGUGUGAUUUGACUUGCCAUGGAGACUCUUGUACGCAUCAUAAUCCUUCGAUGGAAGCACUUGUUGAGCUGAUUCAGACCACACUUCAGCCUAAAGAUCAGUACAGAAAGUGUCUGAAGAGGCUUUUGUACCAGUGCCAGACAUCUGCUCAGGGUGGUUGGUUCAGAAAGCAAACGAAAGCUCUUCUGAAGAAAUUGAUCACACCAAACAGUGACAUAUGUACGUAUAUUGUGGAGGACACACAGAAAAUUCCUGCGGAAAUUGUUCUUUUUGCCUUAAAUUGUAUAAAGAAGAUUCCCGAGAAUUUGAUGAAAGUUCCAGCGCUUCGGGAAAUAUUACUUAAGGCUCUUGUAGCUUUUGAUGAGAGCACAAGAGUAUCUGCAACAAGAGUGUUCCAAGAGAUUUCGCGGGAAAAUUUGGAUUUGAUAAUCAGUUUGCUCAAAUUUGGAAGUGUCUUUCAGCAAAAGUCUUUGGAGAGCAAAAUCAACUGGAUUUCUCUGCUCAAUCCUGUGUUGGCAAGAAAGAAGCAAAGCCAAGAGGAGAAGGAUAUUGUUCACAAAUUCAUUGGUGAUUUCAGAGAGGAACUCUUUGAGCAUUUCUACGCUGGAGGCAGUUUUCCGCGACAGAGAUAUGCACUGAAGAUCCUGAAAGACACGUGGAAUGUAUUGAGUGCUUACUCCUGGGAAGUGAAGCAUUUGGAUGCAGUCUUCAGCUGCUUUGACUCUCCAUUUGAGUAUGUGAAGAAGCUCGUCACGGAAUGCUUUAAGAAAUUCCCCGAGAACGUCCUGGAAGAAUGGAUUGGACUUCGAUUUGGAACGCCUGCGGAGAUUCGAGAUAAACUGAAGGACAUGAUGAUCAGCGCGAGACCCGCAGAUUCGCUCCAAGUGGCUUAUCAGCUUGUGAUCUUUUCUAGGAUCGCCACAAAACUUUUUCCGGAUUCUCACUGUGAGCAUGAUACUGACAAUACCUUGAUUCUUCUGGAAUGGUGUCUCACGAUACUGAAAGAAGGCAUUGACAAUGCUAAAGAGUCAAUUCUGAAGGCUUCUGCAACGAAUCCUCUGUAUGGAACGAUACUUUGUAUUCGAUAUUUAUUGGAGGAUCUUCCAAAAAGUGUACAGAAGAAGGUGUCUCAGUAUCGCAUCCAGGAAACGCCCAGAUGGCGAAGUUUCUACGAACGGAUUCUCGUUCUGUGCAGUGAAGCAUCACAGAUAGUGGCGCCUAUAGUGAAUAAUUCAUCUCCUGAAGGCUUUGUUCCGGAAGAUGAGACAAUUUUCCGAGCUCUGGAUGAUCAAGUGACACCACAAAUGGUUCUUCUCUGUGGAUGGAGGACAAUCAAGGAAGUGUCUCUCCUUCUCGGUGAGAUUUGUGAAAACACUCCACAGAAUGCCAAUCUCAUAUCAACCCAUGAGAUCGUCAAAAUUGGAGAAAAUCUAAUAGAGAUUCUCUUGGAAUCGAAGCACAGAGGAGCUUUUGAAGUGUCUGCAGUGGGAUUUGCAAAACUCUGCACGCGACUGCAUUUGAGUCAGAACUCUGAAGUUAACAAACUACCAAAAGAAUGGCUGCACGAAUUUCUGGAUGCUGUGCUCUGUCCAGAGAAAAGGCAAUCUUCUGCAAGAUAUGUGAAGCUAUGUGUGACACGUCGCAGUGCUGGACUUCCGUUUCUGAUUCAAGCUAUUCUCACGUCAUACGAUCCAUUACUCUUGACUGUCACCAUUAAAAGGCUCCUGAAGGAGUCGCAGAAAAACACUGAAGGCAGGAUUCAUUGUAUGAAUAUACUGCGAUAUAUAUUUAGGUGUUCAACUCUCAAGACAUUCAACUAUGCGGGAGAUGGACUAAUAAUAGCUAUUGAGAGUUUUGGAUCUGAAUCUUGGGCGGAGAGGAAUUCAGCCACUCUUCUCUUCUCUGCUCUGAUUGUUCGCAUUUUUGGCGUGUGUCGUUCGAAAGGAGCCACUGAAGAGUUGGCCUUUGAGAAUACAUGGAUUUUCAGUGAGUUCUUCGAAAGCUAUCCACCGCUUUACGACUUCCUGUAUGACGAACUGAGGGAGGCUAAUAAGAAACUCGUGAAAUUGGAAAAUGCACCCCAAUUAUACCCAAUCUUUCUUAUAUUGGAGCGUAUUCCUGUACUGAACGGACACUGGGCAGUUCAUAGGGACUCGUCAAAGUUUAUUGAAGAGAUAAAGAAGAUACCCGCAAAAUGUCAUGACUUGAGGAUCAGAAUUCUAGCGGUGAAGUCUCUGAUUGUCAUCACUGACCCAACAAAGUACGCAGAUUGCUUUAAUGGCCUUCUGAGAAUGGAGAUUUCAGAAAAUUCCAAUGAGCUCCACUCAAGACUGUUACAAGUGAAAGAGAUAUUCCGGAGAUAUGCGAAGAAAGAUGUACCAUUUAUCCAUAAAAACUUGGACAGUUUAAUUGAAUUUCACAAGCUUCACUCAGAUGAUUGUCUGAUCACUUGCAAGGUGUUUAUGGAAAUCUUAUUGAAAUACCUGCCAAAGGCUGACAAUGAGAAGCUCAAAAACAUCAUCAAUGAUUCUUCGGUGGAUUACUUGAGAGAUUUCUUAACCCGUGUGAAAACUAUCAUGUUGAGUAGAGGUCCCAUCAUAGGAAGAACGGCAUUGCAGAGCACUUAUCUUCUCUUGAAGCUAACUAUGGCUGCGGAUUGUGAAACGGUGGGAGAUGUCCUGAUUGAGUGCCUGAAUCAAGAGUGUCUAGUAGACAUCAAUCUCAUGCUCAUAACUGCCUUGAACAUUAUCCUGAUGCUAAAUGGAGAGCAGAAACAGAACAUUCCAGAAGAAAUCCGCAGUGAAAUUUUGGAUUCUGAGAGUGAGUUUGUCUCAUCGUUGAGCGAAGAGCAGAAAAAGUUGAUUAUUAUGAGGAUUACUUCGUCGGACAAGGAUAAUUUCAAGCGCUGUGCACAGAGUGAAAAUCCUCUUGUGAGUUCCAGAGCAUUUCUGUGCUUACCACUGGUUGGGAAGAGACAGAUGAUUGCAAGCGAUGUGAAUAGCAAUCUCUCGAAUGAAUCUAUUUCCGAUUGUGAGAAGGUCAGCAUUAUUCGAAAUCUACUUGCAAACUUAUCAACUAUUGACGACAUAUUCCAACUCAGGGUUGAAGUUCUACUGGAAUUCUGUGGCAGUGAUAGGAAUGACUUUACUAGAGUGAAUAUUGCACUUCUUGUGGCGGAAUUGCUGAAGAUGUGCAGCACUGAUAGCCGGUGCGUUCCUCAAUUUAUUCUCUCACUCACGAGAGUCAUCUUAAAACUCCUCAGGGACGAUGAUGCUGAUGUGAGGAGAAUUGUUUGCCAUGCUAUUCAGCUGUUCAGUAUGAAACUCGAGUCAACAAUAUCGAGUGACUUUAUAAACUUUACCGAUGAAGUGUUGAUUCCAUGCGACUCCUUUGCCUUGCAUACUUUCCUGAGGACGUUGAUUCAAUUUGUUAUCGCCAAAGAGAACCUCAGGGAGAUUCUCGGGAGGCUUGUUCAGCUGGAGGAGGCUGAAGCUGACCAGGAAAUCGAUGACGUUGCCGAUGAUGAAUGGCGAGUGUUUGACACGAAAGAAGCCAAUUUAUUUGGUGACAGAGAAUCCACGAUAAGGAUCUUGAGGUACUUUGUAAGCCAAUUAACAGACAACUGAUUGAAAUAAAAUUGAUUAUCGUAUUGCGA
Messenger RNA from Phlebotomus argentipes, 5116 nucleotides. RefSeq names its product thyroid adenoma-associated protein homolog (gene THADA). Lineage: Eukaryota; Metazoa; Arthropoda; Insecta; Diptera; Psychodidae. The transcript has 3 exons. The record is from RefSeq and is a predicted model, not a curated record. Gene Ontology annotation, cellular component: cytosol. The coding region runs from base 114 to 5087 and encodes 1657 amino acids. Gene Ontology annotation, biological process: tRNA methylation.